Trichoderma atroviride IMI 206040 is the source of this 360-nucleotide messenger RNA. Lineage: Eukaryota; Fungi; Ascomycota; Sordariomycetes; Hypocreales; Hypocreaceae. The record is from RefSeq and is a predicted model, not a curated record.
AUGGAUGAGCAAACAUGCGCUCACGAGUUGCCCCAAAGACAAGGUAAACAGCAGCAGCCUUCACACAGACACGAGGCGCGCUUUGCCGACAUCACGAUGAGUUACGCGAACACAGAAAGGGUAACAAGAGAAGCAAAGGCGAUGGAUGAUAUUGGGCGCCAACGGUACUCUGCUAUACCUCGACUACUACCUCUUGUAGGCACUCUACGUUACCUGUACUCUCGCUACCGGAUUCAGCAAGGAGCAGCUUCGUCAUCCUACAUCUUGGAUCAGACAUCUCGCACAACCAUCGCCCCCCCCCCAGAUACAGGAGAUCCCGGUCGCCGGGAACUUUACGAACACUCCGUGCAGCUACACUAG